Lathyrus oleraceus (garden pea) is the source of this 1676-nucleotide messenger RNA. RefSeq names its product anthocyanidin 3-O-glucosyltransferase 2. Gene Ontology annotation, molecular function: UDP-glucosyltransferase activity. The coding region runs from base 86 to 1516 and encodes 476 amino acids. The record is from RefSeq and is a predicted model, not a curated record. The transcript has a single exon. Lineage: Eukaryota; Viridiplantae; Streptophyta; Magnoliopsida; Fabales; Fabaceae.
CUAUUCGUGUAUAAAUAAAAGAAGUCACAGGAAUAUCAUAGAACAAUUCAAAACACAGUACCUCAUAGCUCAGUGCAUAUCCAAGAUGAAGAAAGCACAAGUUGUUUUUAUUCCUUCUUCUGGUUUGAGCCAUCUAGUUUCCACCCUUGAGUUCGCCAAGCUUCUAAUCAACCGUGAUAACCGUUUCCGAAUAACCGUUUUAGUUAUGAAAUUCCCAAACACCUCCGAAGGUGAGUCAUACAUUGAUUCCCUUACCAUCCCUGAUUCUCUCCACCUCGUCAACCUUCCACAAAUCUCUCUUCCUCCAAACACGGAUCGAGCUUCCGCCAUUGCCGCUCUCCUCGAAGCUCAAAAACCAUAUGUCAAACAAGCCGUCUCUAACCUCACUGCCAAAGAAGAACAACAUGGACCCCUCGCUGCCUUCGUCGUUGACAUGACCUGCACCAGGAUGAUUGAUGUUGCCAAAGAAUUUUCCGUCCCCGCGCUCAUCUUCUUCACUUCUGGCGUUGCUUCCCUUGGUUUGAUGCUUUAUCUUCACACUCUGUUUGAGCGAGACAACUUUGAUUCGACUCAGUUACAGCAGCAGAACGAGUUAGCCGUUCCAAGUUUCGCCAAUUCAAUUCCCAUAAACUCGUUUCCUAGUUUUGUGCUAGACAAGAAAUGGGAGUCGUUUUUUAUGAGAUUUGUAGGAGGGCUCAAGAAGCCAAAUGGCAUUAUAGUAAACUCAUUUGAAGAGCUUGAAUCACAUGCGGUCCAAUCGUUUCUCUCUCAUCCUGAUCUAGCAGGGUUACCUAUAUAUCCGGUAGGGCCCUUAUUAAACCCUGAGCCCAAAACGAGCAUCGUGGAUUCAGAUGAUAUCAUCAAGUGGCUUGAUGAUCAACCUCCUUCUUCGGUAGUUUUCCUCUGCUUCGGGACUAGAGGUUCUUUCUAUGCUGAUCAAAUCCAAGAGAUAGCACAUGCUAUUGAAAAUAGUGGAGUUCGUUUCGUGUGGUCUCUACGUAAACCCUCACCGGAAAGUUUUAUGUCCGCACCCUCUGAUUAUCCACUUUCAGAUUUGAUUUCGCUUUUACCGGAAGGAUUUUUAAAUAGAACGGUUGAAUCAGGAAAGGUGGUUGGUUGGGCCCCACAGGCUCAAAUACUUACUCACCAAGCUAUUGGAGGUUUUGUUUCGCAUUGUGGAUGGAAUUCCAUAUUGGAGAGCAUACAUUUUGGUGUGCCUAUUGCGGCAUGGCCUCUUUAUGCGGAACAACAAGCAAAUGCUUUUGAAUUGGUGUGUGAGCUGAAGUUGGGUGUGGAGAUUGCAUUGGACUAUCGAGUGGGGUUUAAUGGUGAUCAUAACUAUGUUGUAACCGCAGAAAAAAUUGAGAAAGGAAUAAAGAGUGUGAUGGAUGAGGCUGGGGCGGUAAGAAAAAAAGUGAUAGAGAUGAGCGAAAAAAGUAAGAAGACUUUGUUAGAGGGUGGAUCUUCCUACACUUAUUUAGGUAAUUUGAUUUAUUAUAUUAUGAAUCAGGUAUAAAACUAAACAAUCCUAAUACCAAUAUCCAAAAGGUUAGUAGCUAUUGGGUUAUUUAUCACCAUUAAUAAUUGUAAUAAGGAAUAAUCACUUUUCCAAAUACUUAGGCUAGAAGGCUUACAAAACUCUUGACUAACGGCCAUAACGAUCAAUUAAUUUUCGU